This is a messenger RNA of Trichoplax adhaerens, 390 nucleotides long. RefSeq lists its product as uncharacterized. The transcript is spliced from 3 exons. Gene Ontology annotation, molecular function: G protein-coupled GABA receptor activity. The record is from RefSeq and is a predicted model, not a curated record. Gene Ontology annotation, cellular component: membrane; G protein-coupled receptor heterodimeric complex. Gene Ontology annotation, biological process: G protein-coupled receptor signaling pathway; gamma-aminobutyric acid signaling pathway. Lineage: Eukaryota; Metazoa; Placozoa; Uniplacotomia; Trichoplacea; Trichoplacidae. The coding region runs from base 1 to 390 and encodes 129 amino acids.
AUGCUAAGUUCAGUGGCUUAUCAUGAAGGUCUUCGACCGCCUCAAUACGUGUGGAUUGGACCUGGAUGGUUUCCGGGACAAUAUUGGUGGAGAAAUCGUGAAGAUGGCGAUCUCAUCGUAGGCAAUAUAACUUGUAAUAACACAGUAAUGGAUUUUAUGGCAGAAGGCUAUUUUUCAACAGAUCCUCCGCUAACGUGGGAUGGCAAUAAAACCACCGUUUCCAAUAUGACUUCUGAAGAAUGGAUUAAGGCCUACAAUACAUAUCGAAAAUAUGAUCUAUAUGCAAAGUAUGCUGGAGGGUAUAACUUUGCCGGCUACGUGUACGAUGCAACUUGGGCGGUAGCUCUUACCUUAAAUAAUUCUAUUCAGCGUUUAGCUAAAAAAAAUUGA